AUGCUGUCAGAGGAUCCCAUGAAAGUUGAUAAUGGUAAUGGUUCGUGUGGGAUUGAGGAAGAUUUCCAAUUUGAUGAAGCAAAGAUAAAGCAAUUGAAGGAGCUAUCAAGAAAUCCUGAUAUAUUUGAUAGACUGACCAGGUCCUUGGCAUCAAAUAUCUGGGAGCUUGAUGAUGUGAAAAGAGGUCUUCCUUACCAGGUAAUGGAACAGCAAAUCAUCUCCAUUGCAAAGCCUGGAAUUAUUGCUUCCCUUAAUGCCAGAACUUCAGUAUUGGCUUGUGCAAAUCCUGUUCGUUCAGGUCCUUCACUGAGCUUAGAAACAAAUUCUGCUGCUUCGGAAGUCCCUGAACCAGAAUAUGCAAAAGAGGAAACUUAG
Dovyalis caffra is the source of this 375-nucleotide messenger RNA. The record is from the annotation of a GenBank genome assembly. NCBI's taxonomy places the organism in Eukaryota, Viridiplantae, Streptophyta, Magnoliopsida, Malpighiales, Salicaceae.